AAACUUUUUCAAAAGAUGAACUCAUAUGGACCCGAACCAUCUCUUCUCUCUGUGCAAAGUAUAAGCUUCUAGAAUGUGUACUGUAGCCAAGCCAUGCGUCUGUGUUCUUCUGUAUGCUUGUGAUUUGCUGAAUUGAUUAUAGGUUUAUGAUCAGAGAUAGUGCAUAAGAAUCAUAGCCAAUUGUUUAUGCAAUGAAGUGCUUUUACUACUUCAAAGACAAAUCGAGGAGCCCAAAGCAAAGGUCAGCACCUGAACUGAAAGAGCAAGAUGAACUUCAGUUUUCAGGGCCUGAAAGGGUCACCAAGUCGUCAUGCUCGUCUCUGUCGCCUCGAGGUAUACCGGAACUGUAUGAGGAGAAGGGUCACAAUUUGAGGGCCUUCUCCAUUACUGAGCUCAAACGUGCAACAAGUGAUUUCAGCAGGGUUUUGAAGAUAGGAGAAGGUGGAUUUGGAAGUGUUUAUAAAGGUUCAAUCAAGCCUGUUGAUGGAAAUGGUGCUCCUGUUUUAGUUGCCAUCAAAAGGCUUAACAAGGAUGCAUUGCAGGGCCACAAGCAAUGGUUGACUGAAGUUCAGUUUCUUGGUGUUGUGGAGCACCCAAAUCUUGUCAAGCUUAUUGGAUACUGUGCUUUGGAUGGUGAAAGAGGGAUCCAGAGACUACUUGUGUAUGAAUACAUGCCAAACAAAAGCUUAGAAUUUCAUCUUUUCAAUAAAGCCUAUGAUCCGCUUCCUUGGAAAACAAGACUUGAAAUAGCACUUGGAGCAGCUCAGGGGUUAUCCUAUCUUCAUGAAGAAUUAGAAGUUCAGGUGAUAUAUCGAGAUUUUAAAUCGUCCAAUGUAUUGCUGGAUGAAGAUUUUAAGCCAAAGCUUUCUGAUUUUGGACUUGCUAGGGAGGGACCAGUUGCUGGGGAUACUCAUGUUUCAACUGCGGUGAUGGGAACACAUGGUUAUGCUGCUCCAGAUUACAUUGAGACAGGCCAUCUCACUGCCAAGAGUGAUGUGUGGAGUUUUGGUGUGGUGCUAUAUGAAAUGCUUACUGGCAGGCGUUCCAUGGAAAGAAACAGGCCGAAAACGGAGCAGAAACUAUUGGAGUGGGUGAAGCACUAUCCUCCUGAUAGCAAAAAGUUUGAUACUAUUAUGGAUCCGCGCCUUAAAGGACAAUACUCCAUUAAUGGAUCACGAAAAAUUGCCAAACUCGCCGAUCAUUGCCUGCGUAAGAGUGCAAAAGACCGGCCAACAAUGAGUCAGGUGGUAGAGAUAUUGAAGCAGAUAAUCAUCCAAGAUUCUAAUGAAGAACACCCUGCAGAUAAUAAGAGUAUUGAGGAAUCUGAAAGUGAUCCAGUUGAGGCUGAAGAAGAGCCAAAACAACCAGGCUCUUCAGAGUUAUGGAAAAAAAGGAUGGAGCAUCUUGCAAAACUUGGUGAACAUGUUGAGAGUGCUAGUAGAAGAAGAUUUAUGAUCCUUCAGAAAGCCAAUGUUUCUUCAUAGUAAAAUUUCAUUAUGUCUAAGUGUGGCUGGGAACAUGGUCCAUUUUGGGCCAAUGAUGGAUAUACAAAACAGGCAAAAAAACUAGAUGUCAUUGAUGUAUAGAAUGCUGAACACUAAUAGCACUACAUUGCUAAUGAUCUUUUUGUUGUUCAGUGGCCAUAUAUUUUGUUUGCUAUGAAUGAUAGCUAUGAAUAUAUUGUUAAUUUAGUAAGUUAUUCUGUGGU
Abrus precatorius (Indian licorice) is the source of this 1708-nucleotide messenger RNA. RefSeq names its product probable serine/threonine-protein kinase PBL19. Gene Ontology annotation, biological process: protein phosphorylation. The coding region runs from base 192 to 1484 and encodes 430 amino acids. Gene Ontology annotation, molecular function: ATP binding; protein kinase activity. The record is from RefSeq and is a predicted model, not a curated record. Lineage: Eukaryota; Viridiplantae; Streptophyta; Magnoliopsida; Fabales; Fabaceae. The transcript has 5 exons.